AUGGAGGAAUGUAACAGAGGCGGUCAAAUUCCAGCUUUUGGGGAUUGGGAUACCACUAAUGAUCUGCCAAUCACUCGGUACUUCGAGUGUGCAAGGCAGGCAUUCUUGAUUCGCUACAGUGGUUCUGCUCUUGGUGGUGCUACUAACGAUCUUUACGUUGUUGAUUUUGUUGAACAAUCUAAAGAAAUAUAA
Molecule: messenger RNA, 192 nt
Organism: Ilex paraguariensis (yerba mate)
Lineage: Eukaryota; Viridiplantae; Streptophyta; Magnoliopsida; Aquifoliales; Aquifoliaceae
Source: the annotation of a GenBank genome assembly